Messenger RNA from Brugia pahangi, 2370 nucleotides. Lineage: Eukaryota; Metazoa; Nematoda; Chromadorea; Rhabditida; Onchocercidae. The record is from the annotation of a GenBank genome assembly.
AUGACCAAUACAAUUAAUGAUAAUGACAGAAAUGAAAAUUAUCACAAUAGUGAUAAGCGUAAUGACAUUUCGAGUUAUGAUACGUCUGAAAAUCAUCAAUUUAAAGAGUUAACCGGUCGUAUUACCGGAAUAGAACACGACAGGACGAAUAAUUUACAAGAAUUGUCAUUAGAUGACGAAAAUGUGCUUAAUCAUGGAUCAAAUUAUGAAUCGGAAAGCUUAUCAGCAGCAGCAAUAAAUGGUGAUUCAUCAUAUGACAGCGGUGCUAGCAAUUUAUUCCGGCAUAAUGAAGCAAAAUAUGAAAAUUACCAUUCCGGAAUUACUUAUGGUAAAGCAGAAAUAAGACAUGAAACAAAUGAAACAUCACAUAGCAACCAGAAUAGUAAUGGAAUUGAUGAAAAAGAUGAAGAAGAUACGGAGGAAUGCUCGGAUCAGGAAUUCCGAUGUCCAUAUUUACGGAGAACAUUAUGUGUUCAUUAUAUGAAAAUAUGUGAUGGUAUUGACGAUUGUGGUGAUGGUAGUGAUGAAAUGAAUUGUGGUGAGGAUGAAUUGGUUACAUUAGCAAAUGAUCAUAGCGAAUCAGUAAGUGAAAUAGCUGCCGGAUCAUGUCAACCGGAUCAGUUUCGUUGUGAAAAUGGAAAAUGCAUUGCACAGGUUGAUCAUUGUAAUCAUAAAUAUGAUUGCGAUGAUGGUACAGAUGAGAUUACCUGUGAAUAUUUUGUACAAGCUCUGCAACAAGCAAGAGGUACAACGAUGCAUCCUGAUGAAAUAAUACCGAUUUAUGCCACGACAACCGGAAAACAGGAGUACGGUCAGGUACAGGAGGAGGAACAGGAAAGAUUGAGAGAGGAGCAAGAAAGACAGCGGUAUGAACAGGAAAGAAGUCAUGAAGAGGAAGAACAGCGCCGCCGAGAAGAGGAACGAGAAAGAUUGAAGCAGGAGAAAGAACAGCAAGAGAUAUUGAGGCAGGAGCAAGAAAGAGAACGGCAGGAAUAUGAGAGAAGACGAGAGGAAGAAGAACAACGAGAACGAGAAAGAGCAGAACAUGAAAGGAUAAGGCAAGAAUAUUAUGAAAAUGAAAGACGAAGACAAGAGACUGAGCAGAGAGAGAAAGAGUAUGGGAAGGAGGAGGAUGUAGAGAAACACGAAAGAUGGGAAAGUACACGAAAAGAGGAACACGAGAGACAACACGAAGAAGAGGAAAGAUUAAGGCAAGAGCAAGAAAGACAGGAGCAUGAGAGAAGACGAGAGGAGGAACAUCAUCAACAAGAAGAACGAGAAAGGUUGAGACAGCAGAAAGAACAGGACGAAGAGCAGCACGAAAGAUUACGGCAAGAGCAAGAAAGACAGGAGCAUGAGAGGAGACGAGAAGAGGAACGAGAAAGGUUGAAACAGGAGAAAGAGCAUCAGGAAAUAUUGAGGCAAGAGCAAGAAAGAGAAAGACAGGAGCAUGAGAGAAGACGAGAAGAGGAAGAACAACGGCAACGAGAAGAGGAACGAGAAAGAGCGGAACAAGAAAGGAUAAGGCAAGAAUAUUAUGAAAGCGAGAGACAAAAGCAAGAAAUUGAACAGCAAAGAAAAGGGGAAGAGUAUGAAGAGGGACAAGAAGAUAGACAGGAACAGGAUGAACGGAGUCGACAGGAACAGGAUGAACGGAAUCGACAGGAACAGGAAAGGAUUAGACAAGAGUUAGAAAUAAGACGACAGGAAAAAGGAGAAAAAAUUGAGGAAGAUGAGGGACAUGAAAUUUUUGAUAAGAAACAGGAAAGUUAUGAAGAGGAGGAACAACAUCAAAGACAACCGGAAGAGGAAGAGGAGUUGGAACGGAAACGGAAAGAGGAGGAAGAGAAGGAAGAUCGUAGACGUUUGGAAGAGGAUCGUAGACGUUUGGAGGAAGAUCGUAGACGUUUGGAGGAAGAUCAUAGACGUUUAGAGGAAUUAUCAAGAACUGAUCAGGAAAUGAAACCGGAAAAGGAAAGAGGAAAAGAUGAAUAUGAGAAACAUCAAUUAACCAUAGAUGGAGUUCGAAUUAAGGAAGAUGAGAAACAGCGACGAUUAGAGCUCGAACAUUACGGUUUGGAUAAGGAUAAUCAGAUAGAGAAGGAUUUUUACACGGAAGCAGACGCACGUGAACGCUAUGACGUGGUUGAAGCAGGUACAACGUGUAGCAUCGAGCAAUAUCAGUGUGCUAGCGGUGAAUGCAUUGAAAAGAGUGCGCAAUGUGACGGGAAAACGGAUUGCUCCGAUGGUUCCGAUGAGCGGCUUUGUCAUCCGCCAGUACAAAAAGAACCAUCUAAAUCGAUGGUUACUUGUAAGUUACAUUUCAUUUUCAUUCUGCAUUUUCCAGUAAUUUUCAGCUUUUCAUUUUAA